GUCGUUCCCGGCCUCAGGUCCACGCUGCGGGGAGCAGCGGUAUCCUGAAGCCAUCGAAGGCUGUGUGCCGGUGGAAAUUCUGGGACAGGUUUAAGAAGAGAGAGAACCUAAAUUGGUAAUAAAUCAGUAAGAAACAAAUGUUUACAUUCACUCAGUGAAAAGUAUCAUGUCUAAGUUCAACAUAUAUUGGAGCCACACAUGGACACCUCUCCCUCCUCCACUAAGAGCGGAAAAUGAACAAAUUCCAGGAACAAGUGUCAUUCAAGGAUGUAUGUGUGGACUUCACCCAGGAAGAGUGGUAUCUGCUGGACCCUGCUCAGAAGAAACUGUACAGAGAUGUGAUCCUGGAAAAUUACAGUAACCUUAUCUCAGUAGGGAAUUGCAUUACUAAGCCAGAAGUGAUCUUCAAGAUAGAGCAAGGAGAAGAGCCCUGGAUAUUAGAAAAGGGAUUCUCAAGCCAAUGCCAUCCAGAAAGGAAAUGGAAAGUUGAUGAUCUGUUAGAGAGCAGCCAGGAGAGUCAAGAUGAACAUUUUUGGCAGCUUAUAUUCAACAACAACAAGACAGUAAAUGUAGAAAGUGGCAGCAGAGUAAGGAAAACUUUCAAUUUGGUCACAGACCCUGUUUCUUCAAGAAAUUUUCCCUAUAAAAUAUGUGACUCAUGUGAAAUGAAUUUGGCAAAUAUUUCAGGCUUAAUUAUUAGUAAAAAGAACUAUUCUGGAAAGAAACCUGGUGAGUUUAAUGUAUAUGAGAAAUUGCUCCUUGACAUUAGGCAUGAGAAAAUUCCUAUUGGAGAGAAAUCUUACAAAUAUGGUCAAAAAAGGAAUAUUCUUAGUCAUUACCAGGAUCUCACUCAGCCAAUUUUUGACCAGCCUCUUGAGUAUAAUGAAGAUGGACAUGACUUCCAUAAGGAGGCAGCCUUUUUUACAGAUAAGAGAUCUCAGAUAGGAGAGACACUCUCUAAAUAUAAUGAAUGUGGAGGAACCUUCAUUGAAAGUUUAAAGCCAAAUGUACCUCAGAGAACUCAUUUGGAAAUGGAGCCAUAUGAAUGCAGCAUUUGUGGAAAGUCCUUCUAUAUGGGUUUAAAAUUUGGACAUCAGAGAGCUUUUACAGGGGACGGUCCUUACGACGAAUAUAAUGAAUAUGGGGAAAUCUGUGACAAUUCGACUUUCAUUAUCCAUCAGGGAGCUUACUCAAGAAAGAUUCCCCAUGCAUAUAAAGUGAGUGACAAAACUUGGGAAAAGUCAACUCUCUUUAAGCAUCAGAUAGCACACAUGGGGGAAAAACCCUAUGAGUACAAUGAAAAUGGGAAUAAUUUCAGUAAGAAGUCACAUGUCACCCAACUUCGGAGAGCUCACCCAGGAGAAAAGACGUUUGUAUGUGGUGAAUGUGGGAAAACCUUCUGGGAGAAGUCAAACCUCACUCAACAUCAAAGGACACACACAGGAGAGAAGCCCUAUGAGUGUACUGAAUGUGGAAAAGCCUUUUGCCAGAAACCACACCUUACCAACCAUCAGCGAACACAUACAGGAGAAAAGCCGUAUGAAUGUAAGCAAUGUGGAAAAACAUUCUGUGUGAAGUCAAACCUCACUGAACAUCAGAGAACACACACAGGGGAGAAACCUUAUGAAUGUAAUGCAUGUGGAAAAUCCUUCUGCCAUAGGUCAGCCCUAACUGUCCAUCAGAGAACGCACACAGGGGAAAAGCCUUUUAUAUGCAAUGAAUGUGGAAAAUCCUUCUGUGUGAAGUCAAACCUCAUUGUACAUCAGAGAACUCACACAGGGGAGAAACCCUAUAAAUGUAAUGAAUGUGGGAAAACCUUCUGUGAAAAAUCAGCUCUCACUAAACAUCAGAGAACUCACACAGGAGAGAAACCAUACGAGUGUACUGCAUGUGGGAAGACCUUUAGUCAGAGAUCAGUACUUACUAAACAUCAGAGAAUUCACACAAGGGAAAGCUCUUUCAACAUCCUGAAUGUUCAGAAGCCUUCAUACACCUGUCAGAUUUGUUGUACAGUUUGAAAAAGUGAGAUUAGAGAAAGCCAAAGAAUGCCACAAAUUACUAGAAAAUGGUAGCUUUCAAGAAAAAUUAAAACUUUUCAUUAGAAAAUCUGUACUGAGGGGGAAUCUGUUCAUUUAAGUAAUGCAGUAAAAAUCUUUAGUACUUAUUUAGUGUCAUAUUCUAGAUGUGAUACCAAAAUUUUAUUGUAAUUAUAGUGGACAAUAUUCAUGUAUACCAUAUUCACAGUGAGAUCUGAAGCUUAAAAAAUGUUGAAUGGCAGCACCGUUAAACAUAUAUGUGAGGUGUCCCUGAUGUUUGUAGAUCUUAUGUGAGAAUGUUAAUGUAACGGGAAUUUGGGGUAUGCUUGAUUUGUAUAUUGGAGCCCAACAUGGUUGUGAGGAGAACCCUUAGUUUAGUAAUUAUUAUGGUAUAAAUAUUUUCCACACUAAAUACCACCAGUGUCUUUAUAUCUUGAAAUAAUUUUGUAUGUGUGUCGACGUAUGUGUGUGCAUGGGUAUAUAUGUAUAUGUGUAAAUAUAUUUGUACACACAUACUUACACACAUAGUGAUAUGUUAGUAUCACUUUCUAUGACUUAA
Messenger RNA from Cynocephalus volans (Philippine flying lemur), 2595 nucleotides. RefSeq names its product zinc finger protein 248-like. Gene Ontology annotation, cellular component: nucleus. NCBI's taxonomy places the organism in Eukaryota, Metazoa, Chordata, Mammalia, Dermoptera, Cynocephalidae. Gene Ontology annotation, molecular function: DNA-binding transcription factor activity, RNA polymerase II-specific; RNA polymerase II cis-regulatory region sequence-specific DNA binding. Gene Ontology annotation, biological process: regulation of transcription by RNA polymerase II. The record is from RefSeq and is a predicted model, not a curated record.